This is a messenger RNA of Anopheles darlingi, 4767 nucleotides long. RefSeq names its product interference hedgehog (gene boi). Lineage: Eukaryota; Metazoa; Arthropoda; Insecta; Diptera; Culicidae. The coding region runs from base 904 to 4767 and encodes 1287 amino acids. Gene Ontology annotation, molecular function: protein binding. Gene Ontology annotation, biological process: axon guidance; cell-cell adhesion. Gene Ontology annotation, cellular component: plasma membrane; axon. The transcript has 9 exons. The record is from RefSeq and is a predicted model, not a curated record.
GAGAAGCAAGUGUCGCGUGUGUCUCGAGUUGAGCGGUGUAUUGGUGUGCGUGUGUGUCUGCGAGCUGCGUCGAUCAGUGCGACCACGCACGUCGUCGUCGUCGUCGGCGGUGGUGACGAAAUCGUCUCGGUGAUUUAGUGCGUGAGUGCGUCGUCGGUUUGUUUGUUUUGUUGGGUCUGUGCCUGCGUGCGUGCGUGCGUGCAAUCGGUGACAAGUGGUAUUAAGUGCUUCAGUGGAAUCGAGCAUAUUUCGCUUCGAUCGCCGCCGCAUUAAGUACAAGCAAAAGGGUGAACGAAAUCACGAAAUCUCCGCAACUCGUACAGCGUGUGUGUGUGUGUGUGUAGGCGCUAGUGGCGUGCAUUUCGGGGUGCUGCGUGUAUUGGUGCGAAAUACAAAAACAAACUACAGAAGCCCGCGAUCGUCGCAGAUUCGAUCGUUUGCUUUAGGCGAUCGUGUGUGUAAGGUGUCCGGAUUCAUCAUCACUAUCCAGCAGCAACAACAACAAUAACUAUAACAACAACAGUAGCAGUAAGCUGCCACCUGACACCUUCUCGGUGUGUGCCGGUUCGCCAGCUCGCAUGGGAACUAGCUGAAUCUCCGGGAGAAGAAGCGAAAAAGAGUUCAAUGGCCUGUUGGUGCCGGUGCAGCUAAAGCGGGAAGCGUGACGAUGUGCCGUACUAUGUAGAGAGGUCCAGACGAGCCCGCCGACCAGACCACAAGCAUAAGCAUAAGCACAAGCUGCAGCUAGCUGAGUCAACCUCCUCGAAGGUUAUUCCGUUCUGCUCAUCGGCAUCCCUCAAGUGCAGCGUGUGUAGACCAUCCUAUAAACCCCUCGGAAAGUUUGCGAUAUGCUCGCAGGAGGAAACUAAUACGAUCGAUACCGAUCCUGCAACGCAACGUGCAAUGUGUUCCGUAAACGAUCGCCUCACCACAAACACCACGGAGCGGUGGUCCGUAAGAAGUACAACAGCGCAAAUGACGAACGAUAUGAUGGCCUCAGCGGGCCAGGAGAAGAAGGAAGCCACAUCAAUCCACCGUCAUCGGAGUCACAACCGAAGUAGCAGCAGCUGCCGGCGGCGGCAUCAUCAUCAACAGCGACACACUUCCUCCACUGGUGUCCGGCGGAUAGGGAAGGGACCGUCAGGCGAUGGUGGUGGCCAACCCCUUACCUGGCUAGUGUGUCUCUGCCUAGCACUCUUCCAUUCGGUCACCUGUCUACCGGCACAAUCCUAUCCUCAGUCGUCCUCUGCAACGGCGCAUCACACACAUCAUCACUCGCAACAUCAUCCUCAUCAGGCGCCCCCGUAUCUGGCCAGCGGUAGUAGUGGUGGUGGCGGCGUCGAUGAUCACCAGCAGCAACAUCCUCACAAUCAUCAUCAUUCAGCGGGAGCAUCGGCAGCAGCAGGCCAAUCGUCCUCGUCCUAUGGAGGCUCAUCGAGGUCUAGUGGUAGCAGUGCCGGCAGUAGUAGCGGUAGCAGCAUCGGAUUGCACAUGAUCCGCUCGCCGGAAUCGACGAUCGCACCGGCCGACGAUGAGGUGCUGUUCGAGUGCGAGUUGAACCUGCUGCCCGAGCGGCUCGAUUGGCGGUUUCGACCGCAAGGUGCGUCCGGAGCGCGCAAGGAUUACGUCUACAUUGGCAAGAAUCAAACUGGAUACAACGUAAGCGUCGUGGAUGAUCGGUUCAAGCUGCGGGUGCUAGUGAGCGAACGGACGAUCGGCGAGUACCAGUGUGUGGCGUGGUUCGGUGCAUCGGCCCUUGCCUCGAUACCGGCACGGCUAACGCUUGCCACGAUCGGACUCGAGCAGGACAACACUGCCAGCUCGAGCUCCUCAAGCGGACUCUCGACCGGCAGUGGCAGUGGUCGGUACGAUCGAGUGCCCUCCACGAUGAUGCGGCGCGUACUGCCGACGAUACCGCAGCAACACUACAAGGUGUACCCCGGCAACAGUAUUAUCGUCGAUUGUGGCGAAAUCAUCUCGAACCCUCCACCGAUCUGGAGUUACUACAAAGAUGGCAUGACGAUCUACCCGAACGUGACGCAAAUCCAAACUGGGCGGCGGCUCAUCCUACCCAACCUGACGCAGCGUGACUCGGGCACGUACUGGUGCUCGGCCGUUAACUCGAUCACCGGCAGCGAGGUGGUGCUGCCCCAGAAGACGACGAUUCAGGUGGACUAUGUGGCACGAUCGGCACCGCGUGCCCUCAGUCUGCCGCUGAAUGUUUCCGUUAUUCCGGGUGAUACGGCAUUGUUGGAGUGUCCGGGUGUUGGCAAUCCGGUGCCCGUUGCGAGCUGGACGCGCGUCAAUGGAAUACCGCUGAACAGUCGGGCCCGUGUCCAGGAUUAUGGACUGCAGAUCACGAACGUACACCCGGAGGAUGAUGGAGUGUAUGUGUGCCGGUUGCAGAACGGUAUUGAACCUGCGCUGGUACACUCGAUCCGGUUGACGGUGCUAGAGCAGCCGCGCAUUAUUGCGCCACCCCGAUCGACGCUCACCAAUGAGAGCGAUAGCCUGGAGCUGGAGUGUGUGGCACGUGGAUCACCGCGACCGGAAAUCUAUUGGAUGAUCAACGGUGACUACGCCAAAUGGGACGCCCUGAUACGGACGAAUGGGUCGCGGAUGAUUAUCCAAUCGGUAGAGAAGCGGCACGCCGGCAUUGUGCAGUGUUUCGCCCGGAACGAGGUCGGUGAGGCGAGCGAGGGCAAUCUGCUGCAGGUUAAUCCGAAGCAGAUCCCGGGCGGUAUCGGUUCGGUACCGCUCGGAUCCGUACCAUCCGGUGCCCGGGUUGGUGGUGAUCAUGCGGCAAAGCGGAAGGGCGGCAAGAAGCAUAAACAUCUGGUAAUGAUACCCCCGUCCCGGCCCAACAUCACACGCCUGUCGGACGAAUCGGUCAUGAUACGCUGGUCCGUACCGUCGACCGAUGGACUGCCGAUCCAGUUCUUCAAGGUGCAGUACCGUAUGCUGGGUGAUCCGACGAAAAACAUUGCCCGAACCCAGUGGAUGACGGAGAACGAGGACAUUCCACCGUACACGCGUUCGUACGAGGUGAACAACCUUAAAUCGGACCAUCUCUAUCGCUUCCGAAUUGUCGCCGUGUACUCGAACAACGACAACAAAGAGGGUGCCGCUUCCGGCAAGUUCCACCUUCAGCGCGGUUCUCAGCUCGGACUCACGAAGAACCAUCUGCUGGCACCGACACUCACUCGUAUCGAGCCAGUCUCACAGCAGGCCGUCGUGUUGCACUGGCAGUUCCCGUUGCAUCUGCCCCAUCCGAUCGAUGGAUUCUACGCGUACUAUCGGGCAGCGACGACCGCUGGGGAAUACUCGAAGGCUACGGUUGACAGCAGCACGGCUCGGCAUUUCAAGAUCGACCAUCUGGAACCGGGUACGGCGUACGAGUUUAAGCUGCAAUCGUUUACUGCCUCCGCUGCGUCCGAUUUUUCGGCCAUCCUGACGGGCCGAACGUUGAAACCUCCGACUCCGCCACCAACCGUACCGUCGGUUAUCGCUGCAUCGGAGGGUGCCGAUCGGGCCGAGGAGUUCCCCAAGUACAUGCUGGUGACGGGCGGGAUCGUCUUCCUGUUUCUGCUCUUCUCGUUGGUCAUCUGCUGUUGCAUGGGACGUCGAAAGAAGCGUGGGCACGGAUCAGAUGACAUCGACGCCAAGGUCCACAUCCCGGUCGAUCAGAACGGAUUCGCUAGUGGUGGUGUGGGGGGUGUGAGCAAUGGCGGCGGCCGUGUUCUGCACAAGUCUACGCGCGUCAAUGGCAUGAACGGACGGAUGAACAUUACGCCCAAUCCACUGGCCCAGGAUGGCGAUAAGAAUCGCACUGUGAUCGAGCUUCGCUUCCUGCCCAACACGCUGAUCGAGGGAGGAGUACCGGAGCAGCGCGAAACGGGUUCGCUACCAAUGGCGACGACAGCGACAACGGCGGCGGCGGCAUCAUCCACCACUGCCAGUGGUGGAUGGCGACGCAAGAAACCGACGACAGCAGCCACUUCGAAAGCAGCUUCCACUCACAAGACGCCCACGUCGAAGGAUGGCGUCACGACCGAUGGCAGUAACAACGAGGAGGCCACAGGCGACAACGAUAACCACGACAACGACAUCGACGACAAUCACGACGAUAGCAACGACGGUGGCAAUGGCACGGUUCAAGCUACCAACAAUAACAACCUUCAAUCGAUCCCUAAUCAACAGCAACAGCAGCAGCAGCAGCAUCAUCAUCACAUUCCGGCCUCGCACAACCUUCCACCGUUGCCACUGCAUCCGGGUGGGGCAGCGACGACGGCAACGGCAGCAAUGAACAGCUGCGGUGUCCCCCAGCAGCAGCAGCAGCAGCAGCAACAGCAACAGUAUCCCGAGCAUCUGAUGCUGAUUUCGCUGCCACAUCGGCGUACAUUAGAACGAGGCGUCCGCACGGCAGUAUCGAACGGUGGUGGCAGCAACAGCAGCAGCGGUGGUGGUGGAGAGCAGAAGAUGCAUCACGAUGGAAGCGACACAACGGGGGGUGUAGUGAUGGGGCCAGCAAGGAACUCUUCGAUCCGACGGACACGCCGCGGAUCCGGUAGCGUACCCGGUAGUCCACGGAUUGGCCGAGGACCGAGCAGUGAGUUCCUUCAGCAGCAGCAACAGCAACCUGGCGGCGUUACGGUCGCUCGAUCCCCGAUGCCGAUCAGGGCGGCCGGUGGUGGUGUGAAGCGUGGAGCUCGGCUAGGUCGCGCCGAGAACAUGUCCUCCGGCAGUCUGAACAGUAUUGAGGUAUGA